Molecule: messenger RNA, 1494 nt
Organism: Cetraspora pellucida
Lineage: Eukaryota; Fungi; Glomeromycota; Glomeromycetes; Diversisporales; Gigasporaceae
Source: the annotation of a GenBank genome assembly
AUGAAAAUAAAUAAGAAUCCUGAAAGUUCCCUUUCUAGCGAAGCCUCUUCAACCAUACGACAGCGUCGUCGACCAUCUGUUAGUGACAUCCCUGUAUCUGGAACAAAUUCAACAAAUCAAGAUGGAAAGAAACUACUAAACAGAUUGGCAGUGGUUUUAUUGUUAUUUGCCAUUUUGACUUAUUUUGUCAAAAUUCAAUUUAAACAAAAUAUUCCACAAUCAAAUGAAGGUCUCAACAUGGAAAAUAUUGUAAAUAUAUUCGAUACUGGUUCAAAAAAAUUAUCGUCACUCGAAAUUCCAGAGACAAAUGAAAUUAAUAAAUAUCGUAUCAAUGUUCGUGAUCUCGGUGUGAUAAUUAAAAAGAGUGACAUUAUUGUUCAAAAUGGAAAAUUAAUUUCCGAAGUACUUUUCGAAUUGGAUAAGGAAAUACAAGCAGCAGGUAAAGAGAUUGAAGAAUUUCGUCAUCAAGCAAAGAAUUUCUUGUGGUCCCUUGCAGAUGAAGUAAACUCAAUUACCGAAGAAAUUGAAAGGGUUAAACAGUUUGAAGGACACUUGUUCAACCUAUUUAUUGGAUUAAAUAGUCAAUUGGUUUCAACUAAUCUUUUAAAUUUUAUUCGUGAGCGUCUCAAAGUGAUAGAAAAACAGAUACCUGGGCUUCAAAACCAGCUCAAGCAAGUUAUUGGCUCAAUUUCUAAAUUCCAACAUGGUGCAAACAGUGCACAUGAAUAUCUUAUCGAUGGUGAACGUGAGGCAGAACAAGUCUUAAAAAAACACUGGUUAGGAGAAGUCAUCGAUUAUAAUUUACGUAGGAGAGCAGAAUCAGAGCUUGUACAUGUUCAAUGUAUUAUAAAAUUGCUGCGAGAGAUAGCCCCAAGUCUUAUCAACUUUGAAACCUUUUUAAACGAAUACCAUCGUAAGAUACAAGAUGUUAGUAAAGAAGUUCGUCAUGUUCGGAGUUUUGCAAAAAUUACAACUGAAAGUAUAAAAUAUUUGAGAAAAGCUGUCACUGAUCUUGAAAAACAACAUGAAAAAUUUUCUUCUGCAGAGAAACAAAUUGGACAUAAACCAAUGGAUUCUUAUUAUUUUGAUGAUAUAAUUAAUUCACGAAACCGUGAUUGUACUGAAUUUCAUGCAUUGAUUGAAAAACCUAAUAAGGCGCAUCUUAAGAAAAUAAGAAUUUGGUCAUCUGACAUAGUUAAUGCUAUUGCAUUCUUUUAUUCUGAUGACACUUCUGCCAUAUAUGGUACACCAGGUGAUGGUGAUCCUUAUGACUUUGAUUGGCAUAAGGAUGAAAAAAUUAAGAAUAUCGUUAUACGAAUUGGAUCUGUGUUGUAUGCAAUCCAAUUUCAAACUAAUCAAGGUCGAGUUUCUGAUAUGCGUGGUGGUGAACAGGGAAAUGCAUAUUACGUUCAUGCGGGAGAUAACAUACCGUCUAUUGGAAUUCAUGGAAGUUUUUCUCGGCAAAUAUGUAGUAUUGGAAUUAUUGCACAUUAG